AUGCAAGAAUAAAAUUCACUAUUCUUUUGUCCUGAAAAUGAAGACAGUGAAAUCAUAAAAGCUAAAACCUAUGAUGCUUAAACAUAGAGAAUAGCUGCUAGCUUUUACUCCCAAUUUUCAGAUGGCUCUGACCCUUUUAUGGAUCUCAGACGGCAUCAUUAAUGCAAUUCUGCUUACUCUUCAUCUAGUUUGCAAUCCUCUCGAACUUUGCCAGAUGAAUGUAUGCAACAUAAUUAUUCAAAAUGUUUAGAUUUGGACAUCUUAUCUGAAGCUGCUAAGUAAUCAUUUAGUUUUGUCUUCAAAUCCUAAGAAGAUUGGUUGGAACAUUUCACAUCAAAAUGCAUUGAUUUGGAUACCUUUUUCAAAGACUGUGCUUUCAAUUCGUUGAUAGAAAAAGAAAUUUAAAAUGAAGAUUGCAAUAUAAAAAAAGGCAUAGUAUUAACUGUUGAUUACUUUACAAAUCUAUUUACCUUUUCAAUGUAUCUCAUUUGGAAAUGGAUUCAAAAUGAAAAUUAAAUGGAUAUGGCCAACUACGUUUCAUGUUAGAAUUCUAUUCCGGUAUUCUUCAACCUCAUUUUUUAAUUUCGCUUUAAUGAAUUAAAGAAUGAUAAAAUCUUUAUUGCAUUUGUAGAAUAAACCAUUCAAACCAUUUCCAAAUCAAAAUUUGAAGACGAUCAACAAUCAAAACCCUAUUUGGGACUAGGAAUCAGCUAACACUCUAAGCCACUCCCACUCCUGAAAGAAAAUGAAGUAUUUCCUUGGAAUCCUGAAGAAGUAGCCAAAAUAUUAAGCACGAUUAAUUAAGCCUUUUAUGCUGAUUUGCAGAUUAGAAAUGUUGUUGUCAAAGGAGGACUUAAAUAUUAUUUCAAAAGAAUCAACACUCUCUCAUAAUACAUAAUUUACUCAGUUGUGAAAAGUGCUUGUAAAUACAAAAGAUAGGAGGCUUUAUCAUAUUGGAUUGAUUUGGCUGAAAGAUUACAAAUUUAAAAUGAUUUGGAAGGACUAUUUAUAGUUUUUAAAUAUGGCAUAUAAUUAUUAUUGAAGGAUUACAUUUCAACAAUGCCAAUCUUAUUCAAACAUUAAAAUCGAAUCUCAAAAAUUAAUGCCUAUUAUGAAUAGCAGAUAAAAGACAAUCUAAAGAAUAUGAAACCAAAUCCAAAAGGUUAUAACAUACCAUCCUUUCAAAAAUAUUAGACUCACAUAAAAAGAUUGGAGUUGUAAGCAAAAUAAAAUAGAUAAGCUUUUGAAUAAAUUGCCAGCCUUUUAGCAGAAUUGGUGGCCAUUUCAAAAGAACAAUAAUAAAGAUAAUAGAUAAUGAAUCAUUAAUUAUCAUUUCAUGAGUAACAGAUAGUCAGAUUUUUAACUUAAGGCAUUGAAAAUGAACUGGAGAACAGUCUAAAAAUUCCUCUAGAAAAAGAAACCUUAGUGUAUAUUUAACUAAUUAAAUUAUCAAAAAUUAUGAACUGA
Paramecium tetraurelia is the source of this 1467-nucleotide messenger RNA. RefSeq lists its product as uncharacterized. The record is from RefSeq and is a predicted model, not a curated record. Gene Ontology annotation, biological process: small GTPase-mediated signal transduction. Lineage: Eukaryota; Ciliophora; Oligohymenophorea; Peniculida; Parameciidae. The transcript is spliced from 4 exons. Gene Ontology annotation, molecular function: guanyl-nucleotide exchange factor activity.